This is a messenger RNA of Marchantia polymorpha subsp. ruderalis, 1784 nucleotides long. The record is from the annotation of a GenBank genome assembly. Lineage: Eukaryota; Viridiplantae; Streptophyta; Marchantiopsida; Marchantiales; Marchantiaceae.
AGCAACCAGUUUAUAUUGUCCUUUACACGCUUUCGUCCAGUCUUUUGAGAAGUGAUUUCGGCAGCGGUGCGUGCGGUCGCGCAUCUGGCGUGACUUCUCUCACCAGCUGCAAUCGAAGUCUGAGCGUGACGUACUCGAAAAUGGAGUUGGAUUACUGGGGGAAGCAUGUCCUCGCUCCGAUGGUGCGCGUGGGCACGAUUCCCCUAAGAAUGCUUGCAGCUGAGUAUGGGGCAGAUAUCACCUACGGUGAGGAACUUGUCGACCACAAAUUCGUCAAAUGUUAUCGACAAGAGAAUGAGGAGCUGCAGACUGUGGACUUUAUAGAGAAGGAUACCAAAGAAGUCGUGUUCAGAACCUCCAGCUUGGAAAAGCACAGAGUAGUAUUUCAAAUUGGUACAGCAGAUGCUUUAAGGGCUUUGAAAGUCGCUCAGUUGGUGCAAAACGACGUUGCUGCUAUCGAUAUCAACAUGGGAUGUCCGAAAUCCUUCUCCCUUAGUGGGGGCAUGGGUGCUGCACUUUUGUCCAAGCCUGACCUCAUUCAUGAUAUACUGACAACGCUGAAAAGAAACCUGAACAUACCCGUGACUUGUAAGAUACGUCUUCUGAAGACGUACGCAGACACUGUCGAGCUGGCCCGAAGAAUUGAAAGCACUGGUGUGUCUGCGAUUGGUGUGCAUGGCAGGAGGGUGGCAGACAGGCCGAGGGACCCAGCGCAGUGGGAUGGCAUUGCCGAAGUCGUGUCUGCUUUAUCCAUUCCAGUCAUUGCUAACGGCGACGUCUUUGAGUAUGAAGAUUUUCAACGCAUCAAAGAUGCAACAGGAGCUGCAUCAGUUAUGGUGGCAAGAGCAGCUUGCUGGAAUGUAUCUGUGUUCAGACCUGGAGGAAAGCUUCCUUGGGAGGAUGUAAAGAAAGAAUAUAUCAAGAAGAGUAUAUUAUGGGACAAUGACAUCAAGAGCACUAAACAUGAGUUGAAGGAAAUGAUAAUGCAUUAUUCGUGCUUAGAGUUCGCCGAGGGAAAGCUUUUGAACAAAUGCAAGGAUAUUGCAGAUGUGUCAGACAUGUAUGGGGUUCGAAGCUACUAUGACGAGGUUCAAGGGCUACGUAAUAAACGCAGACAUGCAUCUUUUGCUGGAGCAGGAAUCUUCAUUUGAGGUCAAGCAAGAUGUGCUUUUACCAUGAUAGCUUACAGGAGGUUUGUUUUUGUGAAUGUAGGUAGCACACUAUUUAUCACAUUUAUACAGUUUGCCUAUUUCUCUUGCUGACUCCGAGUCUCUUCCUCUGGGGCUUACAUAGUCUUAGAGCUCAGAAGAGUCUUGUAGCCAACGAUUUUGAGGCUUCUACUCAAGUCUUGAAAUUUAUCCUCCGUCCCGACUAUGCCAAAUGUCAGCUAGUUUACUUUGGGGGAUGAUCCUCAUUCAUCGACUAUGGUCCAUAAAAUAGCAUUCUCGUCCUAGUCAUCAUUUUCAAUUUGAGGCAAAUGUAACCCUCAAAUCUGAUUCCAGAGCAGGGCUGAAAGUUAACAUUCAAAGUAAGCUCGAAUAAACUUAGUAGUGUGUCGGGGUCUUCAGCCUUGCAACCAAAGGGUGACGUUAUGCACCUCGAUGCAGGUCGUUGUAAGCUGUAACGGAUCGAAGGUUUUCCCUCGCAUCUCAUUUGCACGGUCAGGUACUUAGCAUUUUCCAACAUUACGUGGGUUCUGUCUCAUUACGAAUUUCUUGUUUGAGAUGAUGGGGUUGACUGGAAAUGAUACAAUGUCAUUUGCAUCAAUCAAUCUAAGCUCGAUG